GGUGAGUGAUGAGGCAAGGUUUGAACCAGAUCUGAUUAUGAAAAGCAAUUCUGAGGAAUUUGUACCAGCAUCAUUUCCUCAUGUUGUGUCAAGAGUAGAAGCUCUAUAAGUAUCCAGAGAUUCUGCAGUGAAGGCUGAAGGUGCUGGCUGGCUGAGAAGACAGAUCAUUCUUCAUCAGUUUGCCUCAUCACUGCAUCGCCAUCAUGAAGUUGUCGGCUGUGUUCCUUCUUGUUUUCUCCAUGGUGGCUCUGACCAGCGGCCUCAAGUACACGGUUUGCAGAUUCCGACGGAUGUGCUUCCCGGUUAUUAAGCGGUGUCCUCGUGGCUGGCUUGAAAUCAACGGUCGCUGCUUUCUCUAUGUUGCCAGACCCUGCACUUGGGCUAAUGCUGAGAAAAUCUGUCAGGCUUUGGGAGCAAACCUUGCAUCGGUUCACAACGUGUACGAGUACCACCGGAUUCAGGUCCUCAUCCGUGUAGUAGGUCAUAACUCCAGACCAACAUGGAUUGGAGGAUCUGACGCACAGCAGGAGAGAACCUGGUUGUGGAGCGAUGGAAGACCUAUGAGGUACACCAACUGGUGUCGAGGAGAGCCGAAUAAUGCUAGAGGCAAGCAGCACUGUCUGCUGAUGAACUGGUCAGGUGGAAAGUGCUGGGAUGACUAUUACUGUGAUUACCGUUGGCCUUCUGUCUGCGCCAAGAAACUCCGAUGAAUGUGAGGUUCCCAAAGAGGCCAGAUGUGUAAAACAGAACCAGUGGAGGAUCAGUGCCAGGUGUUUCUGUUUUCCUGCCUUUUUAACCUUCAGAAAACCCAAAAGAUAUUUCUGCUUCUUUACAUCCUAUAAUUUCUCUCUUUAAUGCAACCUAAGGAAUGAAGCGACAAGCAAACAGCAGCUGGAUUGUCUCUCUUUAAUAAGAUCAGACUGAAUGAGUUGUAAGAAAGAAUCUUCUAUGCAAAACUUUCUUCUAUUCUUUCGCAAAGCAAAAAUAAAAUUUUGAGGAAUCAAA
This is a messenger RNA of Gambusia affinis (western mosquitofish), 1005 nucleotides long. Its product is annotated as ladderlectin-like. Lineage: Eukaryota; Metazoa; Chordata; Actinopteri; Cyprinodontiformes; Poeciliidae. The transcript has 6 exons. Gene Ontology annotation, molecular function: signaling receptor activity. Bases 204 to 710 code for a protein of 168 amino acids. The record is from RefSeq and is a predicted model, not a curated record.